AUGAAUGACGUCACAGAAAAGUCCUACCUGCCAAUACAACAAUCUGUGUUUGAUACUGGUCACUUUGACGAUUCUGUCAGAAAUAUUCCUGUGUCUUUCCGAAGGUUCCAAAUCAGUUUAUCCAAAAUGUUACCCGCUAAACUUGGGUCUCCCGGGCCUGCCACGUCCACCACGUGUUCGCACAGAUGUGACACUACAGGUCAAAGCAUUGCCCACACAUGCUCCGAUGCUUUUGCACAAAUCAUACCCGCAUGCGUCUACGAGACCGACCCGGCAGGAACAUGCAUUUUGUCUCUGACGACCAACGCCUCGCUGACGUUUGAUGUCACUAUCAGCCAUCCUUUUGAGCUUGUGAAUAGGUUGGACGGAUAUUUCAGAUUUAACAGAAACAACACCGACGAAAUACUAGAACUACAGCAAACAUUGGACGUCGAGACUGUCUACCUUAAUACGAAUAUCACAACACUGGAAAUUCAGUUAAAAGUUUCCUGUAAAAACCAUUUCCAAACGAUGGAAAAUGCGAUGCUGAAUUUAACUAUAAUCGACGACGACGAUAAUAGCCCCUCUUUUGGUCAAGAGGCUGCUGGUACAUGCGUUCUUCCGGUUUUCACUGCUUCUGCGCAUGAGCAAUACAUUGGUCCCUUAACAACAAAACCCAGCUGCAUAUGCGCCACAGACGGAGACUUCAUUACAAACAACGACAUUACUUUAUCAUUCCUACAUGGGAAUCCUCAAGAUUUCAGUAAAUUCUUUGCAGUGGACUUGAUUACAAAUACCAUAAACAAGACAUCUCACACGUCCUCGGACGAUCCAACGGAGUUCACCUUCAUUAUUGAGGCUACAGAACAGUCUGCACAAGGACGCAGCAUGGUUGCAGUUCUAAGUGUUGGUAUUGAGUCUGGCUACCCUGCUGUGGUGACGACUGUACAUAAAGCCAAUGACAGUGUUAAACUAGUCUUACAAGCUCUCAGUGCCAUUAUACUUGCGGGAUUUACUGUUGGUUUUGUGAUUCUUAUUUGGCACAGAAACAAACGCGUGAAACCCAUGACAGAGGUAAAAGACGCCAAGUCUAGUGUCAUUGCGUGUUUCACAUCAAACGGUAUUAACGAAACUGCUCGUCCUGAAAACAACUCCCAGUGCACAAAACAGACAGAAUGGACAUUGGAGGCCAUCGACGAGGAACCGGAACUGAUGUCAAUGUGA
Molecule: messenger RNA, 1203 nt
Organism: Ylistrum balloti
Lineage: Eukaryota; Metazoa; Mollusca; Bivalvia; Pectinida; Pectinidae
Exons: 9
Coding region: 1-1203 (400 amino acids)
Biological process (GO): homophilic cell-cell adhesion
Cellular component (GO): membrane
Molecular function (GO): calcium ion binding
Source: RefSeq, a predicted model, not a curated record